AUGUCGCUUUCUCUGGCCCAAGGACGUCUGUUUGGGGCGCUGUUUGAGUCGAUGCUCUUUGGCAUCAACUUUAUCUUGUUUCUGGCGCUAGGCUACUUGACGUUCAGAAGGGAGGGUCCCGGGCAGCGUCGCGUGGUGUCCCCACAACAUGCGGCUGGGUUUGGAGUAGUAACCGCUGUGUUUGUGCUCUGUGCAGCCCACUUGGCAGCCGUUAUGCGCCAGCUUUACGUUGCAUUCUUCGUCUCUGACCUGCCGCCCGACGUCUUCUACCUCGACCACACCCAGCCGACCGACCUGAUCCAGAAAUCCGUCUAUGCAGCAGCGACGGCUCUCGCUGACGGCAUCCUCAUUUACCGCGCAUAUAUCAUCUUUGACCAACGCUGGCCCGCAAUCCUGGCUCCCACAUUAACGCUUUGCGCGACAGUGGGCCUCUGGGCUGCGCUCAUCCGCGAGUACCGUGUGUCCCCGCCUGGAACAAUUCUUUUCCCGCCGCCAGUCAAGCGCCUCGUCGUGCUAUCCUACACCAUGUCCUUCAUCACCAACACCAUCAUAACCACCAUGAUCACCGUCCGCCUCUGGCUCGUCAUCCGCCGCUUCCGCAAUAUGCAACACCAGAAAUUCGCCUCCCACAUGAAGCUCUUCCUCGCGCCGUUUGUAGAGUCUGGCGUCAUAUACCCCCUCGCGCUCCUCAUCAACGCCAUCUUUCUGGCGACCAAGAACAACGGUCUGGAGAUUCUGUCCGGGUCGACAACGCAGAUUCUGGGGAUAGUCCCACUGAUGCUAACGCUGCAAUUGCGCCUGAAUCUCAGCACAUAUGAGGACGAGACAACAGCAACGAGGAGGACAUCAACCACAGCCAACGUCGAUGUUGUGCGCUCCUCUGUACACUUUCGGCAUGGUGGUCAACCAGAAACGGUGUCGCUCGAUAUGUCCGAUUUAGAUUCAGAUACUCGUGCAGGUAGCAGUACCAAAUACACAUCAAGUUCUGGAUGA
Molecule: messenger RNA, 993 nt
Organism: Mycena indigotica
Lineage: Eukaryota; Fungi; Basidiomycota; Agaricomycetes; Agaricales; Mycenaceae
Exons: 5
Coding region: 1-993 (330 amino acids)
Source: RefSeq, a predicted model, not a curated record